Molecule: messenger RNA, 992 nt
Organism: Gambusia affinis (western mosquitofish)
Lineage: Eukaryota; Metazoa; Chordata; Actinopteri; Cyprinodontiformes; Poeciliidae
Gene: mlf1
Product: myeloid leukemia factor 1
Exons: 8
Coding region: 129-947 (272 amino acids)
Biological process (GO): regulation of DNA-templated transcription
Cellular component (GO): nucleus; cytoplasm
Source: RefSeq, a predicted model, not a curated record
CUGAGCGACUGGUUCUAUUCACACUCGGGAUCAGCUGCUGCUGUUACGUCUUGGAGCGGGGACAUGUUGGUCGUUAAGUCUCAUUAAAAACAACAAAGAAAUAUCUACGUCUUUAGGAAUCAGCGGAAAUGUCCAACAACAUACUGAAGGAUUUCGAAGAGGACCCAUUCUUUUCGGAUCCAUUCCGUGCUCAUAGAGAGCACAUGAUGCAGAUGAUGCGCAGCUUCUCCGGACAAUUUGGUUUCCCCUUUGGCAGAAGCAUCACAGAUGGGAGAAACCAUGGCGACCGCGACAUGGUCGAACAACCAAGACCUUCUUUUGAUCAAAGAAAUGAGUGUCGGGAUGUUCAGACAGCAGAGCAAGGGGCAGAGCUGAACGGUGGAGAGGUGGCUGGAGCUUCAGGGCUCCAGGACAUGAUGCAGAACCAUUUCAGCAUGUUUGACAGCAUGAUGUCCAACAUGAGAAAAGGCAUGGAAGACUUUGACGUGUCUCCAAAUGCAGAUGGCCACUCAUUCAAGUCAUCAUCGGUAAUGUCAUAUUCAAAAGUUGGAGAUGAGCCUCCAAAGAUGUUCCAAGCAACGACGUCGACUCGCUGUGCCCCAGGAGGUAUAAAGGAGACACGCAAAGCUGUUAAAGACACCGACAGCGGUCUGCAGAAGAUGAAAAUUGGACACCAAAUCAAGGACAGAGAGCAUGUUGUUGAGAAGAGACAUAACAUGCAAACUGGAGAGGAAGAGAUUAAACAGGAUUUCAUGAAUAUGGAUGAAUCUGAAGCAGCCUCUUUUAAUAAUGAAUGGAAGCAGAAGGUAUCCGGGCUUCUGUCACCAGACCCCAUGCCUGGCCCAAUGCAACCUCAGCUUGAAGGUCCUGAGCAGCCCCGUAGAGGUCAUCGGAAGAGAAAGGCUGGACGUAAAGGCUCAGGCAACACCGACGAGUACGAAAAUUGAUGCCUCUGUCUUUACGUGUAAUUAAAGCCAAUUACACAUCUCGCA